UUAAGGGCUCCUCUGCCUUUAAAACUCUCCCCGCCCAACCAGAAGGAGGAUCUUUGCUUCCAUCCCAUAAUGCUUCUCUUGCAUGCUUCAACAUGGCUGCUGUGGGCUGUUGCAGGAGCUUUUGCAGAGCUGGCUGGCAGCCCACCAUUCAGUUGAUCCGUGGCGCCAAAUCUAUCACGCGUCACUGGAGGCCGAUGAACAUCAUGAGGCAGAAACUGAUGGCCAUAACGGAAUACAUCCCACCAAAACCUCUCAUCCCGGAGGAGUGCAUGCCCCGCGUCAAAGCUGUUGAGGAGGAACAUGGCUUUACAAAGCUUUUGCGUCGCCAAGUGGAGGAAACGUUUCGUGAGAACAACAUGAUUAUGGUGUGCCAGUACAACUCUGCUCCCUCGUACAACAUCACUCUCAUGACGAGCACGAGCUCAGUUAUGAAGCACAACAUCCAUGCAUACAUUCCCAAACAAAUCAUUAUACCUUUUCUUGCGGGAUCCAAAUACAAGAACCUCCUCCCUCUUUUUUUGGGACGCAACCUGCUACUGGUGAGCCCAGAAACGAGGGCUCGGGAGAGACGCUGCUUAGAGUCCCGGAAAAGCAUCCCUGAGUCAUCAAUCUCCAUUGGAGGCUGCGUUGACAACACUAUCAUGAGCAAAGAAGGCUUCACCAACUAUGCCAAUCUGCCUUCCAUGGCUGCCAGCCAAGGAGAAGUAGUGGGGGCUCUCUCUCUUCUUUCCUCCCAGACCAGCACACUUCUGCAGCGUGGCCCCAUCCACCUGACAUCCUUGCUGGACCAGUAUGUUAAACAGCAGACGGGCAACGGGGCGGAGGUGAAGGAGGGGGGCGACUCCUAAGAAAGUUGGACGCCCGUCAACGAAUUCCCCAAGUUUGGGUGGAUGGGCUUAGUCGGCGGAAAUCCUCUGAAUCAAGUGGACUAAAUGGAGGUAGAUUACAAGAGAGCUGUUGGAAUAUAGAUUUUCCUCCGGGUAUUAGGAUGAUAUUUGAUUUAUAUAGCUGGCGGGGACCAGCCCACCAAAUCAAGUCACCCAAGUUCAUUAUACACCAUCACAGAAGAAUUUACAAGCUCAAGAAUUGGAAAAUCUGGCUAUUCAUGUGAUACAGCAUCUGGAAGAAUAAUGCCAAGUGAUAACAACUGCUAACCUUAACAUUAUUAUAUUUUUCUAGAAAGGAACUUAUUGUUUAUAUUCGGUUGGAUGAUUGGGUUCUGAUUGGGUUCUGAUUGGGGGGUAAGUGAGCUCUUGUGACCUGAAUGUGAACUCUUUUAUCUAAAUAAAUGUACAUUUUUUGCA
Messenger RNA from Sphaerodactylus townsendi, 1304 nucleotides. It is a transcript of the gene MRPL10, whose product is annotated as mitochondrial ribosomal protein L10. Gene Ontology annotation, biological process: translation. Lineage: Eukaryota; Metazoa; Chordata; Lepidosauria; Squamata; Sphaerodactylidae. Gene Ontology annotation, cellular component: mitochondrial large ribosomal subunit. Bases 93 to 848 code for a protein of 251 amino acids. The transcript has 5 exons. The record is from RefSeq and is a predicted model, not a curated record. Gene Ontology annotation, molecular function: structural constituent of ribosome.